CUCGUCAGUGUGCGCCUGGGCAGGCAGGUGGGACAAGAUGGCUGCGGAGCAGGGCGUGCAGAUCGUCGGGACCCCACCCGGAUCCUUGCUUGGGAGAGGGAUGCGGGCCUUGCUGCUGCUGCUGUGGCUUGCAGCCCGCGGAGACGCACUCUACUUCCACAUUGGGGAGACAGAGAAGAAGUGCUUUAUUGAGGAGAUUCCGGACGAGACCAUGGUCAUCGGAAAUUACCGGACGCAGCUGUACGACAAACAGAGGGAGGAGUACCAGCCAGCCACUCCUGGGCUUGGCAUGUUCGUGGAGGUGAAAGACCCCGAGGACAAGGUGAUCCUGGCCCGGCAAUAUGGCUCUGAGGGCAGGUUCACAUUCACCUCCCAUACCCCCGGUGAGCACCAGAUCUGUCUUCACUCAAAUUCUACAAAGUUCUCCCUCUUUGCUGGAGGCAUGCUGAGAGUUCACCUCGAUAUCCAAGUGGGUGAACAUGCCAACGAUUAUGCAGAAAUUGCUGCCAAAGAUAAGCUGAGUGAGCUGCAGCUGAGAGUCCGACAGCUGGUGGAGCAGGUGGAGCAGAUCCAGAAGGAGCAGAACUACCAGCGGUGGCGAGAGGAGCGCUUCAGACAAACCAGUGAGAGCACCAACCAGAGAGUAUUGUGGUGGUCCAUCCUGCAGACUCUGAUCCUCGUGGCCAUUGGUGUCUGGCAGAUGCGGCAUCUCAAGAGCUUUUUCGAAGCCAAGAAGUUGGUGUAGCUGUUCAAAGCCUCGCAGGCAAUCUUUCUCCCAGGCUGUGGAGAAAGGACCUAUAACCAGUUCCUCUCUGCAAGGGGGAAUGGCUUCAGCCAUAGAUGCUCUGGAGGGGAGAGGGACAGUAAGCAUGCCUCCACUCCUCAGGCUCAAGCUGAGGACAGCAUCUUGGCUGGCUAAUGCUCAGCAGAUAGCGGGAUGAGCCCUCCCCACCUGCAUCUCUGGACCCUUUGCAGUAAUCAUCCAGGAGCUGGUGAUGUCCUUGGUGUCUUAGGAUCUCAGUGUUACUGAUGAGGGAUGCUACUGUCUGGGGUUGGUUAUGGGAGGGAUGAGGGUGGGCCAGCAAACUUGUUUUUUUUUUUUUUUUUUCUUCUGUCUUCCUUUGCUAAUAGGGAUUUUGAGCAGGUCAGGGUGUAUCAAUGACUCCUUGCUAUUCCAGAAACUUUGCUUUUCUUGCCUUUGGCUAAGAACCACCCUGCUAAUCUAGGGUCUGUGUGUGUGUGUGUGUGUGUAGGGGUUGUAGUGCAGGAAAGGGGCCCAGGGUUUAUUUUUAGUUGUCCUUUCUGGGGCUUGAGCAACUGGUACCAAACAAAGCAGAGACUUUGGUGCUGGUUGGAGUUGGAGCCUGCAGAGUCUCUAGUUACUGAGUUUAUUUUCAGUAAACUUGGGUUUGUUACAUUGCUUUCCCAAUUAAAAGAAGAAAUACUUGUCUUGUGUACACUUA
Messenger RNA from Meriones unguiculatus (Mongolian gerbil), 1463 nucleotides. RefSeq names its product transmembrane p24 trafficking protein 9 (gene Tmed9). Lineage: Eukaryota; Metazoa; Chordata; Mammalia; Rodentia; Muridae. The transcript has 5 exons. Bases 38 to 745 code for a protein of 235 amino acids. Gene Ontology annotation, cellular component: COPII-coated ER to Golgi transport vesicle; Golgi apparatus; endoplasmic reticulum. The record is from RefSeq and is a predicted model, not a curated record. Gene Ontology annotation, biological process: endoplasmic reticulum to Golgi vesicle-mediated transport; Golgi organization; COPI coating of Golgi vesicle.